This is a messenger RNA of Ceratitis capitata (Mediterranean fruit fly), 3234 nucleotides long. RefSeq lists its product as uncharacterized. Gene Ontology annotation, cellular component: plasma membrane. Bases 82 to 3018 code for a protein of 978 amino acids. Lineage: Eukaryota; Metazoa; Arthropoda; Insecta; Diptera; Tephritidae. The record is from RefSeq and is a predicted model, not a curated record. The transcript is spliced from 6 exons.
CUGGUUUCAUCGCGCAAUUAUCCAUACGUGUACGGUGUAUUCUCUAAUUGAACUUGCGUAUGAGUAUACGUGAACUCACAUAUGAAUAUUGCGAUAAUUGAAGAGAUAAAAAUAACAGUAAUUUGGUCCAACUUUUUAUGUGAUACUAAUAUGUCCAUUCAGCGAUGUAGCCUUACUAAGGGACUGCUCAUCCUGCUAAUCAUUGCCACAUAUCAUCAAAAUUCCAAUUGCGAUGCCCAUGUUUCAAUACAUCAGCGGUCAGCUGAAGAGGAUUACUUUGCAAAUGAUAUGGAACAAGACACAACUAAGCAGUUAUUAGUACCAAAAGACCAUAAACUCGUCGAACGGCUACCCUUAAACAUUUUGCAGAAAUAUACAUCCUACAAGGAUGUUUCCAUAUUACAUUUUCGCGUUCCACAAGAUACUCGAACAGCUGCCUUCGCUUUCAAAGCUUACGAAGAAACCAAAAGCUCUUUUCGUCCGAAAUGCAAACCAAAAAGUGUGGAGGUUCAUCUUAAACCAAAAAGUUAUCCUGUAAUCAGUCCGGAAAAUAUUACGUUUCCAAAAUAUUUUCUACCCGCUGAGCAAAGAUGUAAAGCAUACAGCCUACACUUUCAAUCUAACGAAGAGCAACAACAUAUUUUGAUAGACAGUCCAAACUUUGGAGACUGGUACGCUGUAGCCUUUAUAAGUUGGACAGACCCUAACAACGAUCGCAUUGAACAGCAAGGGUUGGCAUCAUCUUGUGAUACAUUUCUCUUAGCAGAGUUGUCCAUUUUGCGUUCUCUACCACCUAUUUUGUAUGAUGGUCUUGUUCAAAAUGACGUGUUAACGUUGUGCAAUGACAGCAACACCGACCACGGAAGUGAAAUUAUAUACAAAUUCUAUGCUCCAAGAUAUAUUGAAUCGGCAACAGCUGUUUUUUCCAUAGCGGAAGAUUGUAAUGAAUGUCCAGCCAUUGCGUUCAGUAUUCAAUCAAAUGCCUUUCCGAUGUCAAUUAACAACGACAAUGAAUCUGAGGCAGAGUGUUCCGUACAAAAACUUCACGUAAUAAAGCCGAACGAAGCAGAAGACGUAACUUUAAAUUUUUAUGUGCAACCAGAAUCGUGGCAUUAUAUACGACUGGAAUUUUUUAAAAACAAAACCCUACAGAACGUAGCGGCACAAUUAAACGGAUCCCUUCCUAUUCAAAUCGAAACUGUAUUAAACAACGAGGAAAAUGAAGCAGAUUGUCAACAAAUAAAAUACAAUUUGCAAAUAAAUUUACAAACAUCCCCGUCAUCAAGUCAUAAUGAAUCAAAUGAGAAUGACUCUAAUCUAAAUUCAACUACCAACAUUAUGGACAUUGAUAAUCUGCCUUCUAAUGAAAGUUUAAUUAAUCGAAUAGCCAUCGAAUGGUUGCCAAAGAAAUUUCGAAACAUAGACUUUUAUCCCCUUUUACGUCAAACCUAUCGAGAGUUUUUCACAUUUGACUACGACUUAAUGCCGGACGAGAAUGGUACAGUUCCUAUGGUACUUAAUUUAACCAGUGCUGAACCAGCUGGGUUUGCUUUCGAAUUAGGAGACGUGUAUGACAUUGGUGGCACGUUGUCAUUCGCCAUCUCCAUGAAGCCAGAAAUAGAAAGCGAUGCAACUGAGUUCAAAAAUAUCUUGUCUCUAAAUAAUGAUAAGCGGGAAAAUAUUCCCAAUUUCGGCAAAGAAAGCUCAAAAGAGGGAACAUCUUCCUCAAGUAAUCAGACCAUAAUAGUUUGCAUGCACUUAACAGAGCCAGCGUUGCCCAUUUGGCCGGAUAAAUGCCAGUAUGGUACAGAUUUACUGCCGGCGUCAAGUAUUGUAAACAAUACAGAUUUAAGCUCUAGCACAGGUAUAAUUCACGUCCCAUUUCCGGAAAGUGGACAAUGGUACAUAACAAUGGCGCUUUAUUGUAAUGGUCUUGCAACAGCCCGACGAGCGACUCCUAUUGAUAAUAUAAAACAAUUCCUGAAAUUAAAUAUUAAUUAUUUGUAUAAAAUGAAUCAAACAUGCGCUUGCUCCUCGGACACCAUAAAAUACGCGAAGUGCAUUGCAAGUACCGAUUGCUUAGCGUCAAUGAAUGAAACAGAAAUAUUGGCAGUAAAAGAUUGUUUUUUGGAUCCAAAAUGUACACCCGAUUAUUUAGAUUUGAGUCGCGAAUUUGAAAAUCAACUUAAACUAGCCACAGCGCAGAAUAUUGCUUUAAAAAACUGCAAUACGUCCUUGGUAUUUACAAUAUCAUCAAGUCCUUGUGUGGUUGGCCGUUGUGGACGAUUUGGUCGUUGCUACCACUACAUGUCAGGUGGAUUCGUUUUCUCCACUUGUGUUUGCACAAAAGGCUAUCGGGGAUGGGAUUGUACCGAGGAUAGUCAAGUGCCAUCGAGUAUUUCCAUUCUAACCGCGUCUCUCUUACUUAUUCUCAGCAAUCUUUUAUUUCUUCCCAGCAUUUAUAUUUCUGUACGACGCAACUAUUACACAGAAGCUACUACAUACUUUUUUGCAAUGUUUUUCUCAAUAUUUUAUCAUGCCUGUGAUUCAGGCGAAGAAGAAUAUAGCUUUUGUUUAGUAAAAUUGGGGGUGUUACAAUUUUGUGAUUUUUACUGUGGUCUUCUGUCCAUUUGGGUUACUUUAAUUGCCAUGUCAGGCGUUCGUCAACAAUUCGUCUCAGUAUUACACAUAUUUGGGGCUAUUCUUUUGGCAUUUGGCACAGAGCUUAAUAAGCAGAGCCUGUGGGUAUUCUUAGCGCCGGCACUUACUGGUAUAAUUAUCAUUUCAACCAGUUGGGGAAUCCGUUGUUUCAGCUCACGAAAAUGGUACCCGUUGCCAAGAUAUCUUGCCAUCUAUUUGCCAUUAGGAGCAAUCCUCGUUAUAGUAGGUCUCAUAUGCUAUGCUUUCUUACAAACUAAGCAAAACUAUUACAUUAUCCACUCGAUUUGGCAUAUUCUGAUGGCUUUAAGCAUUCUUUGCUUGUUGCCCUCACGAAAAUACUUAAUCUCAAAAUGCUAGCAUUUCACGUUCUGGGACAUGGUUCAAUCAUUACAAACAAGUUGCCUUGAAAUUGAGUCCAUUUUUUAACCAAGUUUAAAGAAGCUUUGAGUUCGAGCAAGAUUGAGAAGGAUUCCUUCAAUACAAAUGACCACAGACGACAUCAUUUGGUAAGUUAUAUAUAUAUAUAAUAUAUAUAAUUGGCGCUUUGUAACCGCUGAAGCUAUUUUUCGGCCG